Messenger RNA from Oryzias latipes (Japanese medaka), 2980 nucleotides. RefSeq names its product glucosamine (UDP-N-acetyl)-2-epimerase/N-acetylmannosamine kinase (gene gne). Gene Ontology annotation, molecular function: N-acylmannosamine kinase activity; UDP-N-acetylglucosamine 2-epimerase activity; hydrolase activity, hydrolyzing O-glycosyl compounds. Gene Ontology annotation, biological process: UDP-N-acetylglucosamine metabolic process. Lineage: Eukaryota; Metazoa; Chordata; Actinopteri; Beloniformes; Adrianichthyidae. The record is from RefSeq and is a predicted model, not a curated record.
CUCUCUGCGCUGCCUCCAGUGUGUGGAAUGAAAGGACUGGAGGUUCUCCGCUCAGAGCCUUUAGUCCACACGUGAACCAUGGAAUCUGCCUUUCUAUUCAGAAAUCCUCACACUCUGAAUACUUUAAGGCUUCAAGAGCUGUACUCUCUGAGGAUGCAACGAAGCAGAGAAAAGAUGGAGCGGGACAAGACGGAGCUGCACCUGAGCCAGUUCAAGAGGAAGCUGAGGGUCUGUGUGGCAACAUGCAACCGAGCAGAUUACUCCAAGCUGGCCCCCAUCAUGUUUGGCAUCAAAGCCCACUCUGAUGAGUUUGAGCUGGAGGUGGUGGUGCUCGGUUCUCAUCUCAUCGAUGACUACGGGAACACCUUCCGGAUGAUUGAGCAGGAUGACUUUGGCAUCGACUCGAAGCUCCACACUAUAGUCAGAGGAGAAGACGAGGCGGCCAUGGUGGAGAGCGUUGGUUUGGCGCUUGUGAAACUGCCCGACGUCCUGCAGAGACUGCGCCCAGAUAUCCUGAUUGUACACGGCGAUCGUUUUGACGCCCUUGCUUUGGCAACCGCCGCAGCCCUGAUGAACAUCCGAAUCCUUCACCUGGAGGGGGGAGAGGUUAGCGGGACGAUCGACGAUUCAAUCCGCCAUGCCAUAAGUAAACUGGCCCAUUAUCACGCGUGCUGCACACGCAUGGCAGAGCAGCACCUGAUCGCCAUGUGUGAGGACCACUCUCGCAUCCUCCUGGCCGGAUGUCCUUCAUAUGACAAGCUGCUUCUGACUCACCACAAAGACGACUACAUGGACAUCAUCAAGAGCUGGCUUGGUGAUAAGGUCCAGGACCACGACUACAUCGUGGCUCUGCAGCACCCCGUCACCACAGACAUCCAGCAUUCCAUUAAGAUCUACGGCUUGAUGCUCGAUGCUCUGCUCUCCUUUAACAAGAAGACCCUCAUCCUGUUUCCUAACAUCGAUGCUGGAAGUAAGGAGAUGGUGCGCGUGAUGAGGAAAAAGGGCAUCGAGCAGCAUCCAAACUUUCGGGCGGUUAAGCACAUUCCUUUUGAGCAGUUCAUCCAGCUCGUCUGCCACGCUGGCUGCAUGAUUGGAAACAGCAGCUGUGGGGUCCGUGAGGCCGGGGCCUUCGGCACACCGGUCAUUAACCUGGGAACCAGGCAGACGGGCAGAGAAACCGGUGAAAAUGUUCUGCAUGUCAGAGACGCAGACACUCACAAUAAGAUCUACCACGCUCUGGAGCUGCAGUUUGGGAAAAGAUAUCCCUGCUCUAAGAUCUACGGGGAUGGAAGCGCGGUUCCUCGGAUCCUGAAGUUUCUACGCAGUAUUGACCUGGAUGAACCUCUGCAGAAGACCUUCUGCUUCCCUCCAGUGAAGGAGUCCAUCUCCCAGGACAUCGAUCACAUUCUGGAGACCCAGAGUGCUCUGGCCGUGGACCUGGGAGGGACCAACCUCAGAGUGGCCAUCGUCUGCAUGAGAGGAAAGAUUCUGAAGAAAUACACGGAGAACAAUCCGAGAACCUUUGAGGACAGGAUGGACCUGAUAUUAAAGAUGUGUAAGGAUGCCGUUCAGGAUGCCGUAUCCAUCAACUGUAGAAUACUUGGUGUUGGAGUCUCCACAGGUGGACGAGUAAACCCACAGGAAGGCGUGGUCCUGCACUCCACCAAGCUGAUCCAGGAGUGGAGCUGUGUCAACCUGAGGACGCCCAUCUCUGAUGCCUUACACCUUCCGGUUUGGGUGGAUAACGAUGGAAACUGUGCGGCGUUGGCUGAGAAGAAGUUUGGUCACGGCAAAGGAGUGGAGAACUUUGUCACCGUCAUCACAGGGACGGGGAUUGGAGGAGGGAUCAUCCAUCACCACGAGCUGAUCCACGGCAGCACCUUCUGCGCCGCUGAACUGGGCCACAUCAUGGUUUCGCUGGAGGGCCCCGAGUGUUCCUGCGGGAGCCGCGGCUGCAUCGAGGCCUACGCCUCUGGCAUGGCUCUGCAGAGAGAGGCCAAGAUGCUGCACGAUGAGGACCUGCUGAAGGUGGAGGGGAUGGACAUGAAGAUCUGUGAGCCAAUCACAGCAGCUCAUCUGAUCAGUGCAGCCAGAAUGGGAAACUCCAAAGCUGCAGCCGUCCUCCACAAAGCAUCCACAGCACUGGGGGUGGGGAUCGUCAACAUCCUCCACAUCGUCAACCCCUCCCUGGUGGUUCUGUCCGGAGUCUUGGGUUCCUUCUAUCAGGAACCGGUCCAGCAGGUCAUCAGUCAGAGAGCGCUCACAUCUGCUCAGACCAUCAGGGUCGUCACGUCGCACUUGGAAGAGCCUGCUCUGCUGGGCGCUGCUAGCAUGGUGUUGGACUACGCCACCAGAAGAACAUAUUAACACCUGUCUGUUUGUUUCUGGGAGAAGACCAAAAUCAGUGGUUUUAUUGAUAUCAUAGCUGUUUGAAAAGACAUUUUUGUUAUGUUUUAAUGAAGAAAUGUGUGGGGAAUGUUUUUCCUUUUUUACCUUUUUGUUUUAAUUUGGGCUUCUUUGUAAAACAACGUUGUCAUCGACCGCAGAGAUCCUCGUUUAGCAGCAGAACUGAGGGAAGGUGGGACGCCUGAUGGUGCUGAUGUCGUCAUCUUCACAUGAUGCUUUGUGCCAAUUUCUUCCGUUUAGCUGAACAUGAGCUGAUGCUUAAUCACCUGUUUUUCUGGUCAGAACAUCCCAUACAAUCAUACUACCUCCUCCUGACCAGCUCGACUGGAUGUAAUGCAGAAUACGUGUUUUACAGCUGUUUAAAACCGUCAUUCCACAAGCCUGACAAGUGUUAGUCUGUGUUUCCCACUGUUUCCACCAAGUGAACCUGUAAGUGGAGGAUGUUGCUGUCAUGCAGAGAAGGCCUGUUCCUUCUUUUCACAGCCAAAGCUAGGAUUUGACAAUCCCAAUUUAAAAGAGACCAAACAUUCAAUGUUAGUGUUGUGUAGUAAAGGAUGAUUUGUGGCAUAAAGGA